AUGCUUAUCAAUGGACCAACAGAGUGGAGCAAGGCGUGGUUUGCGACGGGCAUUAAGACCAAUCUGUUACAUAAUGGAUUCAACUCGAAGUUGCAAGCUUCAGCAAUGACGCUUGGCCCGAGAGUUGUCAUCAUGCAAUUCAAAGAUACUGAUACUAGCAUGAGUUCUAGGGAAUGUGUCUUAGACCAACCAAUUGAGACUUUGGUCAUUCAUGGAGACGAUAUGAACAAUGAUGAUGUAUCGUUACGUUAUCGGCUUGUUGCUUGGUCUGAAGGAUCAAAAACGAAAAGCCUGCUGGCGAUUGCUUCAUCAAAUCAAGUCGAAAUAUGGGAGGUUAUUAUGACAAGUGGUAUCUCUGUAAUUUUGAAGGGCUGUGUGGACAUCUAUGAUCUGCAAGGAAUAUCUUGGAGCCCCUGUAAUGACGUUUUGCUCGCCUUCUCCAAGACCGACAUUAUGUUGAUUGAUGCUUCACAAGUAGUAUUAUCGUGGCGUGAAGUUUACACAGAUAGUGAUAGCACGCGACGAGCAUGGAGUGCGAAUUCGUGGAGUCCUUGUGGAUUACAAGUGUCAAUAGCGCGACAUGAUGUCCUUCAUUGUUUUUAUUGGACAACUGUCGAAUCCUUACUCUCGGAAUCACCGCAACAUGACCGAAUAGAUGCAAACUCUCACUUAAAAGGCAUCCAGGAUAGUGUCGGUCCAAUUUCUGAUGUUGCCCGUGUGUCUCCAACUGUCUGCAUUCUUACGACGGACACAAGAUUGGUUCUGGGAGACAUCACGCGUGCGGGCUUCGCGAUUGCGUCUGAAAGUAUAAAACCCGAUUCAAGUGGGACAGGGACUGUAUCGAGCUUGUUUGUACGACCGGCAAGAUCAUAUUGUCAAGAUGUCCAAGAGUACGGGUUGACUUCGUCUAGCGAUAUCAUUGAUUUGACUUCUAUGCGCGUUUCGACCAGUUCUGUACAAAAUCCGCUUCUUAUUCUAAACCGCGUUGAGGAUACUACACCUCGCAAAAACGUGCCUCAUGUAGAGCCCCGCUCGCACUUGCUGAUUGUUGAAUACAAAGAUAGGAGGUGGAACAUCAGUUCGAUCCUCAAUCUCCCGUAUUUAACCACGCCUGACGUCCUCUUUGUCCAGGCGAUGCGAGUCAUUAUUGGUAGCACCUUGUCCGCGCGUCUGCUUAUUGUGCAUAUGGGUAUUUCCGGUCGCUCGGAGUGGACAGCUUCGCUAUCUGGUGAACUGGAGCUGCCACCCAUGCACGUAUGCAGAGGCCUUUACAUUGCCAAGAAGUCCUCGUUUGUGAGCGUCGCCUCCACUGAGAAGCGCAAGCGCGGACCAUUUUUCCAUGCUGUUACAAACCUGGAACCAUUACCAGUCUAUCUGUCCAAGCUCAAGGUGCCAUCGCAUGCACGAUUUGAACCUAUUUCGCGUCGCGCUGCGCCUGCCCCUGCGCACGCUCAGGCUGCUCCCGCUCCAGCUCACCAGAGCAGCAGUGGUGGCGGGUUGAUGAGCGGCCUCAUGAGCACGGUGGCUCAAGGUAUGGCCUUUGGUACUGGCAGCGCUGUCGCUCAUCGUGCCGUGGGUGCCGUAGCUGGAUCGUUUUCGGGAAGCUCUGAGGCUCCGCAACAGCAGCAGAGCGCCUUGGCCUCACACGAAAACCAGGCCGCACAGCCGCCACAGGAGAAUCAGUGCGGCGCUGACCAAAAGGCCUUCCUGGAGUGCCUGAAUUCUAACAGCAACGACAUAAGCUCGUGCCAGUUUUACCUUGACCAGUUCAAGCAGUGCCAGUUGAAUCAGUCGAGCACUUUCAUGUAG
Molecule: messenger RNA, 1809 nt
Organism: Peronospora belbahrii
Lineage: Eukaryota; Oomycota; Peronosporomycetes; Peronosporales; Peronosporaceae
Source: the annotation of a GenBank genome assembly